UAACAUUCACUCAUCUCCCGUACUCACACACUGUGAUCCUGGGAUCCAGCUCUGCUCUUGCCCAGGAAGGGAGAGGGUGCCUUUCUGCAGAGAGGGGGGGUAAUGACCAGGACCACCAGAAUGAUAUCAUGAACAAGAAGAGCCAAAUAAUGCGUGGACGGACUGCAGAGCAAUUUAACCCCUUUCAAACUCUGACACAACCCAGGCUGAAGAAAUCCAUUCAGAUUAACCCCUCUCUACUGUGUGAGGAUUUCACUUUACUAUCCCACAGAAACUUCUUACCUUAUUAAAUCAAAAAUCACUGCUGCCUGCGGUACUAAUAAGACCUUCAAGAAUUUUAAUCUCAUGUCCUCUGCAGUUUUAAAUUAUUGUAAUAAUAUUUAUAUUUUUUUUCUCUUGCGUACUAUCUAAUAUUUUAAAUAAUAUAUUUUUGUCCAAUUAAUUUCUACCCUUUUAAGAUCUUUUUUUUUAUAGCAGUGAAUUUGUAACAAUUCAGAUCUCAGAGUAAUUCAAGUCAUCUUAAAGUUUACUCUGAGGAAGUUUAAGGCACAAUGAGCGGCGGUCGAUUUGACUUCGAUGAUGGAGGAGCGUACUGUGGGGGGUGGGAAGGUGGGAAAGCUCAUGGACACGGCAUCUGCACAGGGCCAAAAGGCCAAGGAGAGUACUCUGGCUCUUGGAAUUAUGGAUUUGAGGUGGUAGGGAUCUACACCUGGCCAAGUGGCAAUAUGUAUGAAGGAUAUUGGUCGCAAGGAAAAAGACAUGGCUUGGGAAUUGAAACCAAAGGACACUGGGUGUACAAAGGUGAAUGGACUCAUGGAUUUAAAGGGAGGUAUGGAGUCCGUCAGAGUAUGACCAGUGGGGCAAAAUAUGAAGGAACGUGGCAGAGUGGUCUUCAAGAUGGAUACGGUACUGAAACUUAUGCAGAUGGAGGAACUUACCAGGGUCAGUUUGGAAAUGGGAUCAGAGAGGGCUAUGGUGUACGUCAGAGUGUUCCUUAUGGAAUGGCUGCAGUUGUUCGAAAUCCUUUACGUACCUCCUUGACAUCCCUCCGCAGUGAACACAGCAAUGGGACAUUGGCACAACAUGAUGCUAUGUCAACUUCUCCAGAUAAUAUUGUGUCACCAACUAUCACGAGAGGAGGCUUCGCCCUUUCACUCUACUCAGAUGCCGAAUCUCUCAAGGGGCAAAAGAAAGGUAUUUUCCGAAGAGGUUCUCUUUUGGGUAAGCUGAGAAAAUCAGAUUCUAAGACAUCACUUUCAUCUCAGAGAAGUAAAUUAAGCUUCUUGAAGGGUAUCAGCGGUAUGAGCUCUGGAGCUAGUGAUGCCACAUCUACUGUGAGUUUUGGUGAUGGGACCGAACCAGAAGAGCUUCCACCAGUUGAGGCAGAUAUUGAUGCCACCACCACUGAGUUAUACAUGGGUGAAUGGAAGAAAGAUAAGAGAUCUGGCUUUGGUAUCAGUGAGCGAUCCAGUGGGCUGAAGUAUGAGGGAGAAUGGUUGGACAAUCUGAGACAUGGCUACGGUUGUACUACCUUGCCAGAUGGAACGAAAGAGGAAGGAAAAUAUAGGAACAAUGUUUUUAUUAAAGGCAUGAAGAAGAGAGUGAUACCCCUAAAGAGUGCAAAGAUUAGACAGAAAGUAGACAGAAGUAUUGAAGGAGCGCAGAGAGCAGCUGCAAUUGCACGCCAGAAAUCUGAAAUUGCUGCAUCCAGGACAACUCAUGCUAAAGCCAAAGCAGAAGGAGCAGAACAGGCAGCACAAGCAGCAAAUAAUGAAUCCAGUUUUUCAAGAACGAUGGCAAGAGAACUCUCUCCAGACUUUCACCAGCCAGGGCCAGAAUACAUAAAGAGAAAAAUGCUUCAGGAGAUUAUAGAAAAUGCUGAACCCAUGGAACUAAAAGAACAAACGAAUGUGACCAAUGAAGAGCCACCUCCAGCAACACCUCCUGAAAGUCCUCCAAUACAGGACAAGCUAACUGAUGAUAUUUCCCCAGUGCGAACCCCAUCACCUCCUUUGGCUGCAACACCUCCAGAUGCUAAGAGACUUAAAACAAGCUCUCAAACAAGUCCAUCCAAAACAAGAAACCAAACGAUAACUGCAGAUGUAAACAGGAAAUAUGAAAACCAAAUGAAACCACUUCAACGGUUAGACAAAAAAAUUUCUGAAACAGAUGUGGAGUUUCAUAAGGGCUAUCACAGCUAUGCUGUACGGACCUCACCUGUGACUCCUCCACUUCACUAUGAGGAAAAAGCAUUCCCACCUCCCAAAGCACCAACUGAGGCAAAAACUCCAGAUAUAAAGGAGGAUAAAAAGGGUAAUUUACCUUCCGAAAGACUUCAAGAACAGAAGACAGCUAUAGAACCUGCUAAAAAAGAGUUUAAAGUUAAAUCAAGUGAAGAUGUGAAGUCAGAUAUAAAAGUCGAUAAACCAAGUAUAGAAGCCAAAAGUGAGACCAAGAUAGUCCAGAAAUCUGAGCCUAAAACUAUCCAGAAAACUGAACCAAAGUUUGUUCAGAAACCAAUGCCAUCAAAACCAGAGCCCAAAGCAGUGGCAAAAGCUGUCACCCAAAAACCUGAGCCCAAAGCUGGAGUCAAGACUGAGCCCAAGGGAUUAGCUAAAUUUGAAACUAAAAGCCUUGUUAAAAAGGGUGCUCAAGCUGUUUCUGCUGCAACAGGAGAAGAGGAAAUUGAAGAGAGACCUGAUACUAUCAUGAUAUGCAUGGUAAUACUAUUGAAUAUUGGUCUGUCCAUCCUAUUUGUACAUCUACUGACAUGAAGAAAUAGAGAAUUAUGUAUUGCGAAUCCGUGGAUUUUCCAAGCGGCUCUUCUGAUAGAUGAUGAGCAGUUCUCAGGAGGAAAGCCAACUUGUGCCUUGAAGGGUGAUAAAGAAGACAAGGGACAAUUGAUGUAUCUUCACUGAUCCUUACUUGCUUGGUCCAUCCAAGCAAUGAUGUCAAGCGGAUUUGUACUUCUUUCAGCUGCCACAUUACACCGAGAUGUUAAAUGGUCUUGUUUGCAAAGAAUAUACAGUUGAGAUAUAUCACUAUGAAAAAAAAAUCUAAAAAAAAUAAUAAUUAUUCUAUCUGUGAAUGUAAGUUCUCAGAUAAAAAUACAUUGUUGCCAAACUUGGGUUCCGGAUUUCAUUAUGUGGACACAUUAAACACCGAGAUCCAUGAAGACUUCAAACCCGUGCACAAGUUUAGCUUCUGUGUUUUGACAAGUUACUGAUUAUUUAUUUUCUGUGUGCUGGAUAUAGGUUGGCGAUCGACUGUCAUAGGAAUUAGACAGGAGAUAACAUGUUUACACAUUUUCACGCUAUAUAAAGUCAUAACACCAUAAUCCAA
Pseudophryne corroboree (corroboree frog) is the source of this 3342-nucleotide messenger RNA. It is a transcript of the gene JPH2, whose product is annotated as junctophilin 2. The record is from RefSeq and is a predicted model, not a curated record. The coding region runs from base 552 to 2774 and encodes 740 amino acids. Lineage: Eukaryota; Metazoa; Chordata; Amphibia; Anura; Myobatrachidae. The transcript has 6 exons. Gene Ontology annotation, cellular component: junctional membrane complex; plasma membrane; endoplasmic reticulum membrane.